Molecule: messenger RNA, 1169 nt
Organism: Hemibagrus wyckioides
Lineage: Eukaryota; Metazoa; Chordata; Actinopteri; Siluriformes; Bagridae
Product: heme oxygenase-like
Exons: 7
Coding region: 108-965 (285 amino acids)
Biological process (GO): heme oxidation; response to oxidative stress; heme catabolic process
Molecular function (GO): heme oxygenase (decyclizing) activity; heme binding
Source: RefSeq, a predicted model, not a curated record
GAAUAUAAAAGCAGCAGCUGCAGUGUGAACUCCACAACCUUCAAUAGAGCAAAGAGGAUCUCCAGAGAAAACUGAAAAAACUAAAACGAUCCGAGGAUUAUCUGAAAAUGGAGGCAGAUAAGCAGAAAGUUCAGUGUGAGAAGGUUCAGGUCACAGACAGUGAUCUGUCUGAGCAGAUAAAGGCUGUGACUAAAGAAAGUCACGUCCGAGCCGAGAACACGGAACUGAUGCUGAGCUUCCAGAAAGCAAACAUCAGCCUGCAGCAAUAUAAGCUCCUGCUCUGCUCCUUGUACAAGAUCUAUGAAGCUCUGGAAGAGGAACUGGACAGGAACGCGUCCCAUGAAAGUGUCACACCGAUUUACUUCCCUCAGGAACUGGCCAGGAUGGAGGCCCUGAAGAAAGAUCUGGAGCACUUUUAUGGUCAGGACUGGAGAGAGAAGAUGAUCGUCCCGGCUGCUACACUGAGAUACGCUCAGAGAUUGAGAGAGAUUGGCAGCGAGAAUCCUGAAUACCUGGUGGCUCACGCUUACACUCGCUACCUGGGUGACCUGUCAGGUGGACAGGUGUUGGGCCGUAUUACCCAGAAGGCUUUAGGACUGAAGAACGGUGAGGGCUUGGCGUUCUUCACGUUUCCUGCCGUCAGCAGCCCGAAUCUGUUCAAGCAGCUGUACAGAAGCAGGAUGAACAGCAUCGAGCUGACAGAGACGCAGAGAGAGGGAGUGCUGGAGGAAGCCGUCAGAGCCUUCGAGUUCAACAUCCAGGUGUUUGAUGAACUCCAGAAACUGCUGAGCGUCUCCGAGAAGAGUGAACUGAGGCAGAGACACAAAACACACAACCUCAAGACUCCAGAUGUCCGAGUGAGUCCAGCGCUUUCCUCCUCACUGACCUCCGGCUCUCAGCUGCUCAGGAUGCUGCUCGGAGUGUGUUUCGCUCUGGCAGUCGGAAUGGGAAUGUAUGCCCUCUAAAGAUUGGGACUGUUUAACAUAAAAUACCGUGCAGUAUGCAAACGGAGAUAAAGUGACGAGUCGAGGUGAAAUUCCCUGAUAAGGAAAAAUCUCUGUACACUUCCAGCAUGCACUUUUCUGGAUUAAUUUUUUUAGGAAUCUUCUCUUAUGUUUUUAACAUUGUUUAAUAAUAAUAAUAAUAAUAAUAAUAAUAAUAAUAAUUAU